Toxotes jaculatrix (banded archerfish) is the source of this 763-nucleotide messenger RNA. Its product is annotated as immediate early response 3-interacting protein 1. NCBI's taxonomy places the organism in Eukaryota, Metazoa, Chordata, Actinopteri, Toxotidae. The record is from RefSeq and is a predicted model, not a curated record. The coding region runs from base 71 to 319 and encodes 82 amino acids. Gene Ontology annotation, biological process: endoplasmic reticulum to Golgi vesicle-mediated transport. Gene Ontology annotation, cellular component: COPII-coated ER to Golgi transport vesicle; Golgi membrane; endoplasmic reticulum membrane. The transcript has 3 exons.
CAGCCACCGUAGGCUACGUCAGAAAUAAAUAGUGUCAGCUAACUCACAGCUAGCUACUUGAAGAAACAACAUGGCAUUUACUUUGUAUUCCCUCAUUCAGGCAGCAAUUUUGUGCGUCAAUGCUGUCGCUGUAUUGCACGAAGAAAGGUUUCUCAGCAAAAUUGGCUGGGGAGUGGACCAGAGUGUCGGAGGAUUUGGAGAUGAACCAGGCGUCAAAGUGCAGCUAAUGAACCUUGUCCGCUCUGUGAGGACAGUGAUGAGAGUGCCACUGAUUGCAGUCAAUUCAGUCUGCAUUGUGCUGCUGCUUCUGUUUGGAUGAAGCGACAGAAGAUACCAGGAGAACAUCUCCAUCAUCUCAGGAACCUUUCUGAAGAACCAUGUUAUCGCUCUGACACACAGAAUGUCUCCUGUUAGCCUGAAUAUGAAUGUUGUCAUUUGAUAUUCCACAUUAAUACAGGGACUUUUGUUAAGGCCCAUUUAUACAGCACAGUAAUUAAGUAAAUUACUAAAUAAGUAAAUGCAGCUAUUUAGCAUGGUUAAUGUCCCUCUAAUAUUAUAAUAAAAGAGUAAUUACACUUAAUAAUUUUUUUGGGAUAAAAAAACGUAAGCAAAACACAUUUUUACUCUUGAAAUGUAUCCAUGAAGAUGCAAACACCAAAUAUAACUACUGUAAUGCAGUGACUGACUGUAAAAUGUUUUUGAAUAUUUGGUGUAUGGGUUUGUUAUACAAGUGCUUGAGAAUAAAGAGUUUUUAAAUAUUUCU